This is a messenger RNA of Gadus morhua (Atlantic cod), 7823 nucleotides long. RefSeq names its product membrane associated guanylate kinase, WW and PDZ domain containing 2b (gene magi2b). NCBI's taxonomy places the organism in Eukaryota, Metazoa, Chordata, Actinopteri, Gadiformes, Gadidae. Gene Ontology annotation, cellular component: cell-cell junction; dendrite; cytoplasm. Gene Ontology annotation, biological process: receptor clustering; signal transduction. The record is from RefSeq and is a predicted model, not a curated record. Gene Ontology annotation, molecular function: signaling receptor complex adaptor activity; type II activin receptor binding; SMAD binding.
UCGAGCUAGUCACCUGGUCUAACGGCUCUGGAGGGACGGGGGUAUUUCUUCGGUUGGAUACUUAAGUAGCCUAGCUUUAGUAACCUAGGUUACUUUGGCUGGUUUCUCCAAAUCUCCCCCCACCCUAAUGCCGUUAUCCGUUCAUGGAAUAGGAAAGGUUAAAGCACGCACAAAACAUGAACGCGCACGUCCGUGUGACCAGUCGGAUCAGAGUCGCGCGCUUCGAUUCGGAGUGGGAGUGACCAUCUCGUCCUCUUCUUCCUCCUCCUCCUCCUCUCCUCUCAGAAUCCCAACCAUUCAUCGCUCCCAUUUCUCCAGACUUCACAUCCGGGUCAUUCGCUGGUCUAUGUCUCUCCGUCUGUGUGACAGCGUCGUUGUCCUCCAGUAGAACCAGUAGAAACAGUAGAACCCGCGUCGUUCCGCGGUGAUGGGGCCGCCGUCGCUCUGAGCUCCUCGUCUCCUCCACGGCCCGUGUGUCGCAAAGGCGGAAUGAGACGAUAGACCUUCGGAUGGCCGGUGUGUGGUGAUCGCUCGCCAACAAUGUCUAAGAGCCUGAAGAAGAAGAACCACUGGACCAACAAAGUCCACGAAGCGGUGGUGACGAGGAGCCGAGAAGGGGAGCUGGGGUUCGAGCUAAAGGGGGGUGCGGAGAACGGGCAGUUCCCCCACUUCGGAGAGGUGAAACCGGGGAGCAAGGCGUCGGUGCAGAACGGGAAACUGGCCCAGGAUGAGCUGCUGCUGGAAGUCAACGACAUGCCCGUGGCGGGGCUCACCACCCGGGACGUGUUGGCCGUCAUCAAGCACUGCAAGGAUCCGGUCCGUUUGAAAUGCGUGAAGCAAGGGGGGGUGGUGGACAAGGAUUUGCGCCACUACCUCAACCUGCGGUUCUCUAAAGGUUCUGUGGACAACGACCACCAGCAGAUCAUCAGAGACAACUUGUACCUCCGGACUGUACCCUGUACCACCAGGCAGCCCAAGGAGGGAGAGGUGCCUGGGGUGGACUACAACUUCGUGAGUGUGGAGCGCUUUAUGGAAUUGGAGCAGAGUGGUGCCCUGCUCGAGAGCGGAACAUAUGAAGAUAACUUCUACGGGACCCCUAAGCCGCCCGCGGAGCCGUCCCCCUCGGCCCCUCCCCUGAAUGUGAGCGAGGCGCUGCUGCCCGGAGCCCGGCCCAGCGCCCAGGGCAAGAGGAAGAGGAACCAGUCGGUCAGCAACAUGGAGCAGCGCAGCAGCCUGGAGCCCCCUGAGGAGGAGGACGAUGACAGCCCCGUCGUCAACGGCAACGGGGUGGUCAUCACGCCCGAAUCCAGUGAGCUUGAAGACAAGAGCACGGACGCCUCUGGAGAGGGGCCGGAGGAGUCCCCCAGCCAGGGGCCCUCCUCUGUGGAGCCCACUGCCGAGGGGGGAGAGGCCCCCAAAUCACCCCCAAAGACCCCCAUAAAAGCCCCUGACACGGAGGACGAGGAUCUGGGGCCACUGCCUGACAACUGGGAGAUGGCCUACACCGAGAAGGGAGAGGUGUACUUCAUAGACCACAACACCAAAACCACGUCGUGGCUCGACCCUCGUCUGGCCAAGAAAGCCAAACCACCAGAGGAGUGCCAGGAGGACGAGCUUCCAUAUGGUUGGGAGAAGAUUGAUGAUCCCAUCUAUGGGAGCUACUAUGUAGACCACAUCAACAGAAGAACACAGUUUGAGAACCCGGUUCUGGAGGCCAAGAGGCGAGUGGAUCAACAGCAGCAGAUCCAGAGCCAGGGUCUGUCCUCUCUCCCUCUCCCCAGUAUCUACAGAGAGAGGCCGCUGUUCACCAGGGACCCAACCCAGCUGAAGGGCAGCUUCCUGUCCACUGCGCUCCACAAGAGCAGCAUGGGCUUCGGGUUCACCAUCAUCGGGGGCGACGAGCCGGACGAGUUCCUGCAGGUGAAGAGCGUCAUCCCAGAAGGCCCGGCUGCGCAGGACGCCAAGAUGGACACCGGCGACGUGAUCGUCUACAUCAACGACGUGUGCGUUUUGGGCACCACGCACGCCGACGUGGUCAAGCUGUUCCAGUCGGUGCCCAUCGGCCACAGCGUGACUCUGGUGCUGUGCCGGGGCUACCCGCUGCCCUUUGACCCCGAGGCCGGGGCCGCCGCCCUCACCCCCAUGGGGAUGGAGCAGCGCCCUCUGGUGGUGAACGGGCGGGGCGGCUACGACCCCUACCUGGAGUACCUGUCUCUGAGCUCCCAGCUGCCCCCUGUGGGGGGGUCUCACCCCGGGGACACCCACCUGGACGGCUCCUCGCUGCCCCCCGCCGCCCCCGGCCCGGCCCCGUCCCUCCCCCCUCACGACGACGACGUGUCCAUGACGUCGUCGGGGCCGGUGGGGGCGGGGCCAGCGGCGGGGCCGGGGGCGGGGGCGGGGCUCCUGACUGUCACCAUGGUGAAGGGGCCGGAGGGGUUUGGGUUCACCAUCGCUGACAGCCCCACAGGGCAGCGCGUCAAGCAGGUCCUGGACCCGGGCUCCCAGGGGGCAGGCGGUCUGCUGGAGGGGGACCUGAUCCUGGAGGUGAACCAGCAGGCGGUGGCGGGGGCGGGACAUGGCCGUGUGGUGGAGCUGCUGAAGGAGUGUCCCGUAGGCGGAGAGGCUCAACUGCUCAUCCAGAGACCCGCCUCAGGUCACAUCUCUCCGUGGAAGACUGCCAAACAGUUGGGGGAGCAGUGGGACCCCCAUGGCAGCCCAAAGGGGGGCUCCGUCCUCACCCCCGGAGCGGUCUUUCCUCAGCACCGCUCGUCAGUCCCUGACCCCACGGACCCCUACGACCUCAGCAAACCAGACCCCUACGACCUGUACGAGAAGUCCAGGGCCAUCUACGAGAGUCGGCGCCCAGAGUACCAGGAGGUGGAGGUCCACCUGCUCAGGGAGAAGACCGGCUUUGGGUUCCGCAUCCUGGGGGGAGACGAGGCCGUGCAGGCUGUGAGUCCGGACGCCCGCGACAAGAUCGUGAUCGGGGCCAUCAUCGAGAACACCCCUGCUGAGCGGGACGGACGGCUGAGGCCUGGCGACGAGCUCAUCUCUGUGGACAAGAUGGUGGUGGCGGGGAAACCCCACCGCUACGUCAUCGACCUGAUGCACGCGGCCGCCCGCAACGGGCAGGUCAGCCUGACCGUGAGGAGGCGGCUGCUGAUCCCAGGUGAGGCUUGUCCAGUGAACGGCCGCAGCCCGGGCUCCAUCUCCACCCAGCACAGCUCCCCGCGGAGCGACGCGGCCUCAGGCCUCAGCACCACUGGCCCCCCGCACGUGGCAGCCCCUCCCCUGGAGGGCGGCGGCCUGCAGACCAGCGAUGUCAUCAUCCAUCGCAAGGAGAACGAAGGAUUCGGCUUCGUCAUCAUCAGCUCCCUCAACAGACCAGAGAACGCCGCCAUCAUCACUGUGCCCCAUAAGAUCGGCCGCAUCAUCGAGGCCAGCCCCGCAGACCGCUGCAGGCGCCUCAAGGUGGGCGACCGCAUCCUGGCAGUCAACGGACAGUCCAUCAUCACCAUGCCCCACGCCGACAUCGUGAAGCUCAUCAAGGACGCCGGGCUGGCCGUCACGCUGCACAUCAUCCCGGAGGAAGGUGGGUACCCUGAGGAAGAGGAAGAUCCUCAUUCUGGCCCCAACUCCGAGAAGCAGAGCCCCCAGACCCAGAAGCAGAGCCCCCAGGCCCAGAAGCAGAGCCCCCAGGCCCAGCCCAGCCCGUCAUCCCAGCCUGGCCCCACUGACCCCCAGCCAGGCCAGACAACACCUCCUCCACCUGGCCAGACCCCCGUCCAGACCCCCGUCCAGACCCAACCUAUCCAGACCCCCUCCCAGCCCCCGGGCUCCCCAGCAGGUCCGCAGCCUGCUCAGGGGCCCACUCAGCCUGCUCAGGGGCCCGGUCAGCCUGCUCAGGGGCCCGGUCAGCCUGCUCAGGGGCCCGGUCAGCCGGCUCAGGGGCCCAGUCAGCCUGCUGGGGGUCCCGGUCAGCCUGCUCAGGGGCCCAGUCAGCCUGCUCAGGGGCCCACACAGACCGCCCCCCCCGGACCCGGCCAGCCCAGCGCCCCAGCCCCGCACCAGAGCCCGGUCACCCAGCCCCCGGGAGGGGUCCCCCAGCUCUACCUGCACGAUGGCAGGUCAGAGGUCAAGGCGAGACAGGAUGUAAAGCCCGACAUACGACAGCCGCCGUUCACAGACUACCGUCAGCCGCCAGUCGACUACCGCCAGCCCCCAGUCGACUACCGCCAGCCCCCAGUCGACUACCGCCAGCCCCCAGUCGACUACCGCCAGCCUCCAGUCGACUACCGCCAGCCCCCUGGCCUGCUGGAGUUCAGGCAGCAUGGCGCUGCUACACCCUUCCCUCUGGGGCUCCCUGCUGAUUUCCGACCCCAGGACUAUGACUACUUCACUGUGGAGCUGGAGAAGAGCUUGAAGGGUUUUGGCUUCAGUAUACGCGGGGGAAGAGAGUACAAGAUGGACCUGUUUGUCCUGCGACUUGCUGAAGACGGGCCGGCCAUCCGCAACGGACGCAUGAGGGUGGGCGAUCAGAUCAUCGAGAUCAACGGGGAUAGCACGCGCGAUAUGACACACGCCCGCGCCAUCGAACUCAUCAAGGCGGGGGGGCGUCGCGUGCGCCUGCUGCUCAAGAGAGGCUCGGGACAGGUGCCCGACUACGACAGUGGCAGCCCCUGGGAUCCCCUUUCUACAGCCCACCAUGCCCUGCAGGAAGUGACCCUUCACCCCCGUCCCCCCGCCCAACUGUUCUCCUCACAUCCUGCCCAUGACACCCCCCCCCGGCUCCCUCUAGAGGUCAGAGUGUGCUUGGCAGGCCAGGCUCCACAGCUGACAGACCAGGGGUCCAUUAGAGGGGCUUUGGGUGGCAGGACCACCCAGCAGAGGUACACCAUCGAGGGCCAAAGAGCACCACAAGGGCCUGGGGAAGUGGAGGAAGGAACAUGGGCAUGCCAGCCUGGGCCUAUGGGCCGAAAAGCCGUCCUGGGGAGAACCACCAACCGAAGAGAGAUGCAGAGUGACCCUAGCGCCCCCUGUUGUGAGAGUCAGGACCUGCAGAGUGCAGGCUCGGCCUGGCUGCGGGACUCAUUAGUUGAUGUGAGUGUGAAUGGAGGUGCUCCUCCAGGCAAACUUCUUGACAGGCUGGAGCCAAGAGAUUCGCUUCCCAAGGAAGGAAGAAGGUUCAGUGGUAUCAGCGGGCAGUGCUGCCCCUCCCACCGGACGGAGGGUUUGACUGGGCCCAGCUCCACUGCCCUCCCGGGACCCUGGAGGUCCCCUGGGCCUGAUAGGCUGCCUGGGACUCUACGGUCCUGGACCUCCACAGUGAGCAGAUAGACUGGAUCUAGCUGGUUUGGACCAGAUCAGACUGUUGGACUCUUUGUGUGAACGUCCCCUACCAUCUGGUUUGAAGUGAGGAGAAUAAAACUCUUCUGUCCAUCUCAGCAUGUUGGUUCAGCCUCUCCUUGACAAGUCAUGUUUCUGUUAGUUAUUACAAGAUGAUAACACCGACCACCUUAAAAAGCAGAGGGACCUUCAAAGCUCUUGAAGAAUACAGCCUACAGUGCUGAUUCACACCUCUUAACACCAGAGGUAGUCUACGAUAAUCACAUUUAUUGAUUUGUGAACCGCUUUCUGGUUCCGAAAAUGCUACUUGCCUAUGAGAGAUAUUUGAAACAAAUAAUUUUUCUUCUAGGAGUGAGGAUGACAGAUGGGCCUAACGGGCAGUAACAGAGGGUUCUGUUAACAAGACACACGUUAAAUUUCACAUGCCUACCAAUAUAUCUUAUACUGUCAAUGUGAAAAUGAGUGGAAAAUAUGUACAUUUUAUCUACUCCAAAAAUAUGCCCAUGUUCAGGUGUUUUUUAGCAGUUAGAAACCCAUUGUAAAGAGAAGAAACAUUAUUUUGAAAUCCAAACGUCCAUUGCCUUGUCUAUAUCUACAUAUCAACGACUGUGAAGUCCCCAUGUCACCACUAGGGCGCCUCAUUAGUGCAUGGACUCAGGCCACCAUGUUGGUACUAAGGAGCUCUUGUUUAGCGCUACCAUCUAAAGAGAAUCUCCUUCAUCACACCAUCGGUUCAUAAAUGUAUGAAAAAUAGUGUUGGUCGGUUUAGUUAAAUUUAGGAGUUGCUGAAAAAAUGAAAACAGUUGGCUUUAGCUUAAUCCAUUACCUGUAAGUUCCAUCAACCACUUUGUUGCAACUCAUUCAUUUAGACCAUCAUGUAAACAUCUUAAGUCUGGUGUCUUCUAAACAGGGGAAGGGGGGAUGUGUCCACUUUCUAUUCAACAGUUAUAUGCCUUUUACUGUGCUACAUGUACCACAUCACUGUGGAAGAGAAGAUCAGAGGAACAGAGCAGUUGGAGGUUUGGUGGUGGGGCAGAGUGCCUUACUUGAGCUAAUGCAGGGCUGUUACCAUUGGGGUUCUGUUCACUUUCUUUUCUGUUUGAUUUCAGACUUCUACACAGAGCAGGAGGGGUGUACCUCCAUCUGUGAAGAAUACGUCCGGUAGUGAAGCUGGUGGCACAGAGUGACCCCCCCCCCCUUUCCCCCUUAGUGUUAGGAAGUGGCCAACAUGUAGCCUUCAGUAAUCGGCCAUUCUAGUGGAAAAACACAAAGGAAACCUUCAAAGCAGUCUAAAUAGAGGACUGUUGUCAAGCUGGUUAUUUUGUUAGGUUACACAGAAGUCAUACAAAACAGACAGAAAGUAAUUGACAAGUCAGAAGAAAUUAUAACCAAAUUGUUGAGUAGUCCAUGUUAAUUUAAAAUGUAUUGUGAAAGUCCAAUAGCCAUCGGUUGUGAAUUUCACCAGCAGGGGUUUGUUAGUUAGAAGCAUCAACGGCUCUUUGCUGGAGUUCAGACACAAACCACUAUCCUAUCUGAUGGAAAUUUGUUUUAAUAGUAGAAAUGUCUUAAGUAUACUUGGUUCAAAUAUAUCAGCAUUGGUGUCAAUUGAUCCAUUCCCAUUAGGUCAACAGUUUUUUUUUUUAUUGCAUUUGAACAAUGCAUCCAUAAGAAUUAUUUCCUUUGACCAUCAUAAUGCAUGCUACAGCUGAAAUAGUCACUUGAAAGAACAACUCUCUUUUUGUUUUGUCAGUUAGAUAAUUUUGUCAAGACAAAACAAAUGCCUGUCUAUCAGAAACAAGGACACAUCAAAGCGCUGCAUGAAAUCACCAGCGUCCGUCCGGUGAACGUCUCAGUCACCAGGGGAACCAGAAGGCUUGGGGGAGAGGAGCUGGCUUAUAUGCAAGUGGUUCGUUAGAGCUUAUUUUGAUGAGCUGUGAGGCUGACCUUUAGACUACCAUGAACAAAAAUAGAUCUUGUACAAAUACAUAGUGAUAAAAUGUAUAUGGUGAUUCCCAGUACAUCCACAUGGUAUUCCAUUUUGUUUCAGUUGAUAUCAUCAGUCCCGACCUCUCUGACCUUCCACUUGCACAUGAACUCAUACGCCGUUGUAUUGAACUCUUGUUCAUGUGCAGUAGUUACUGAGGUGCACACCCGGGCCGCAGGGUGUGCCGCUGAUGUCUCCAGAUUCACGGCGCUCCAAGCAGGGGGCUUUUGUAUGGAAAGACGAAACGUUGACCAGUCCCAAUUGAAUCCAAUAUAAGUGUGGUGUUGACUGUGUAUUAUCCACUCUGUACAGCUGUAUUCCUACAGAUAUGCUUUACUGUAUCAUUGAUACUGUAGUUUCAAAGACGUGAACAAAUAUUUUUAUGAAAGGCGAGAGUACGCAUAUAUUACAUUUUGCUAAAAAAAAAGAAAUCUUGUUUACUGAAGGGUAUUCUGAAAUAUUGUCAAAUAAACUGUUGACAUGGUGUAAAAUA